Molecule: messenger RNA, 342 nt
Organism: Taeniopygia guttata (zebra finch)
Lineage: Eukaryota; Metazoa; Chordata; Aves; Passeriformes; Estrildidae
Gene: ELOVL3
Product: ELOVL fatty acid elongase 3
Cellular component (GO): membrane
Molecular function (GO): fatty acid elongase activity
Source: RefSeq, a predicted model, not a curated record
AUGCUGAAUAUGAAAGCGAACAUUGACCCGUCGGAGCUGCAGCCGCCGGGGGAGUAUGACUUCGAGAAGAACUUUAAUCACCGUGCAGCCAGGAAAUGGAUGGAGGAGAACUGGUUACCCCGCUCUCCCACCAUACUAAUCACCACUUCAAAGAUGGUGCAGAUUACAGGAUUUGUAAUAAUUAACAUAUUUCUCUUCUUCUGGAAGGAUGAUAAGCUCUGCCAAGUUACCUGGCCAGUGCUUUUCCUUUCAUCGAGCUUGUAUACCACUUUAUUUGCCCUCUUCUCCAACUUCUUUGUGAAAACUUACCUGAGUAGCACCCAGAAAUCAAAAAGGAAUUAA